Molecule: messenger RNA, 3058 nt
Organism: Ilex paraguariensis (yerba mate)
Lineage: Eukaryota; Viridiplantae; Streptophyta; Magnoliopsida; Aquifoliales; Aquifoliaceae
Source: the annotation of a GenBank genome assembly
AUGUCUGAACCAGCGAACGUUCGUCUGGUUCGUUGCCCAAAGUGCGAAAACCUACUACCAGAGGUCACUGAUUACUCUGUUUAUCAGUGUGGUGCUUGUGGUGCUGUUCUUCGAGCGAAGAAUAAUACUGUUGAGGCAGAUUCAUUCUCAGAGAAGUCUGAUGAAGAAAGGAUAAGAGGGGUUUCAGAGAAAUUUUCUGAGAAAUCGGAGAAUUUUGUCUUAUUGGAUAAACGAAUGGUGAGGCGGGAGGUUUUCAGUGAUGGGUCUGAGAAUGAUUGUAAGUCGAAUGGUAGUUCUAGUAGAUCUGAGAAGAGGAAAGAUUCGGUGAUAAGAGCUGAUAAGUGGGGUGUUGAAAAUGAUCUGGAGAUCAAUAAGAAUAUUGAUGAAUUCGGUCAUGCAAAGAUGUCAAAAGAAUUUGAGAACUUGAGACUGCAACAGGGAAAUGCAACUGGGUCAGGAAGGCGAAUGUCAGAUUGGAGAUUUGGGGAGAGAGGUGAGAUGGAGGGGAUGAGGAGGACCGAAAGGUUUGAUGUAGAGGAUGUGAGAUAUUCAUCUUCAAAGUACCCUGAAGAGAGUCCUUCGAAUUACCAGUUACAGUUAGGGUCCAGUUAUGGUUACGAUGAGCCAGAGAAGAAUAGGAAUGACUCAAGUGGGUUUAAUAAGGUGGAGUAUUAUGAACAAGAUCGAGCAGAGCUUUUGAAGAGAAUUGAUGAGCUGAAGGAUCAAAUUAGUAGGUCUUGUAAUGUAGCCGACAAACCCCAAGAAAAGGUUCCUCCAGACAGGAGGAUAGUUCAUCAGGAUCCUUAUAGUGGUUCUGAGUACUGGAUUCCUGAUGUCUCUUUGGGGUUGAAAAGAGCUUCAAUGCAAUAUCCUGCAGCUGAUAAACAUGUUGCAAGACCUCCUUAUAUUAGUCCUUAUGCAGAACCAUCUCCUUUUUCAAGUAAGCAGGAAAUGCUUAUGCAUAAUUUUUACCCUCCAAUUCAUAGAUCAUAUCAAAGUCAAGGAUUUGGCGAUCCUUUUAGAUCCCAUAUGCCAAGGAGAGUACCCCUCCAAGCACCAGGUCCUUUCCAACAGCAGCCACCUCACCCAUACUAUUCCGGGCUCUAUAUGGACAAUGAUAUGGUCCAGAAGGAUCCAUAUGAAACAUACCCACCUGAUAUGAACCCUCAUCAUCCAUCUUGCUCCUGUUUCCAUUGCUACAACAAAUACCACCAAGUUCCUCCACCUGUUAGAACUACUGGCUUCUAUGACAAAAGGGUUUCAACUGUCCCGAACGACCCGAUGUUCUCUCAUCAUGAACACCUUGGUGCAUUUGGUCCACAACAUUGUAAUAGUAAAAUUUCCAAUCCUCCUCCAUUUAAUAAUCCUAAUCCACAAUUCCAUACAAGAUGGUCCAGUGAUGUUAAUUCUGAAGUGGGUGGAUUUGUUCAUCGCCGUCCUCCAAGGGUAGUGGCGGCCCCUGGUGUGCGGCAUUGCCGCCCCAUAGCUGGUGCUGCUCCAUUUGUGGCAUGUUGCAAUUGUUUUGAAUUGCUGGAAAUGCCUAAGAAAGUUUUGCUCAUGGGAAAAAUUCAAAAGGAGAUGAGAUGUGGGGCAUGCUCUACGGUCAUCCUUUAUGAAGUUACCAACAAGCGACUUCUUGUUUCUGUUGCUGGAGAAGCAAAGAAAACUUUCGCAGAGGUUGAUAAUAGCUCUAAUGUAGUGAAGAAAGAUGGUAAUUCACAUAACCAUGGCCAUCUAACUGGGGCUAGCAUGAACUUUUCAUCCGAGGAUUAUGAUAAUUCCGGUUGUGAUUAUCAGUCAAUGGAUAGAGAACUGGUUUCAUCAUCGACAGCUCAGGGUUUUAACUCAAACAAGUCUGCAGAAAUGAAGAGCCUUCUAGCUACACCUUCCUGUACUUCUGACGAUGAGGACGAUCCAGAGAGUUUGACUGCUGCAAGAAAAAAUGCCAUCUCUGCUGAGCUGCCAAUUAAAGUUGAUGCGUCACCACCAGCUGCUGGUUCACCCCUUCAAGAUCAUUUUGACUACUCUACUAAAUACCAUCGAUCUGGAAAGGGAAAUGUGAGUGGACGCUCUGAACAGGAGAAAGAGAUGCCAAAGAGGGUUGUUUCAUGGCAAAAUUCUAUGAAAGAUUCAUCACUCGCAACUGAGAUUGAUAUAUCAUCCAAUGAGUACUCCAAUACUGGGACAUCUCAAGAUUCAAGUGAAGUGAGUAGAGGAGAAGGUCAACUGAGAGCCAACAAAAGAGCUGAAUCAUUCUUUGGCGGCAUUAUCAAGAAGGGCUUCAGGGACUCUUCUAAAUCUAGUCAAACUGAUGAGGAGGACAGUACCAAUGUUACAGUGAAUGGGCAUCCUAUACCAGAGCGGUUGAUUAAGAAGGCUGAAAAGUUAGCUGGACAAAUCCAUCCUGGACAAUACUGGUAUGAUUCCCGAGCUGGAUUCUGGGGUGUUAUGGGUGGGCCUUGUCUUGGCAUUAUUCCUAGAGCUUCACCCAAAGAUUUGAAUUUGCUUGGAAGUAGAGGGCUCCCAACUGAUGGAGAUAGAUCUUACAUUGUUGAGAUAUCUGGGAGAGUCCUGGAUGAGGACUCUGGUGAAGAGCUUGAAAGUCUUGGCAAACUCGCUCCAACGUAAGCCUCGGUUAUCUGAAUGAUGCUUCCAUUGGUUAUUGAAACUUUAGCUGCCUGAAUUAGUUCUAUUCAUUUCUGCUUCCUAUCGAUUUCCCGCGUCUAAUGGUCACUCGAAUGCCUUUUAGUAUGCUAUUUAAUAAAAGCAUACGCAAUUGGAGCAGUUGAAUACUUUUCCAGCAUCAUGUCAGAUCCUUCAAAUAACAUGUGACUUGAGCCACCGGAUUGAGUUUCAGCCAGUAAAAAUUUUACCUUUCAAAGUGAAAAAUGGGAGUGCCCUUGGGCUUAGAUAUAUCUCACUAGCAGGGCCCUCGGAUGGAUGAGAAUCACUGGACAAUUUGUUGACAUUCUGUCAACAGGUUAACAAUAUUUGUUGCAGAAAUAGAAACUACUAAGAUGCCUUUAACUUGCUGCUGUGACCUAAAGCCAUGCUCCUG